Molecule: messenger RNA, 5375 nt
Organism: Micropterus dolomieu (smallmouth bass)
Lineage: Eukaryota; Metazoa; Chordata; Actinopteri; Centrarchiformes; Centrarchidae
Exons: 3
Coding region: 45-1199 (384 amino acids)
Source: RefSeq, a predicted model, not a curated record
UGCUGUUUUGUUGUCAUUAACAGCAAAACUUCAACAAGUCUCCAAUGAGCAUGGGCCCUCGAGAGCUUGGCUACGGGCUCGAUGAUGAUGAGCUGGACAGUGCAAGCAAGAUCUCCUCAGAGGACAGCGGCGAUGUUCCUUCGUACCUCGGGGACAGCGAUGAUUCCUACUCACUAGAACUCGACAUAGACUCCUCCCGCUCAGGCCAGAUGAACCUGCUGGAGGAAAUCCUAGACUCUCUGAACACCACAACGGUGGAGCAAGGCAGGCUCAGCGCUGCCAAGAGCCUGGACUUCUUCAGGUCCAUGGAAGAGUUGGACUACAAAGCCCUGAGCAAGCCCACACCUUCUGGCGAAUGUAAACCUGCGGAUGAGAGUGGCUGUGGUGGAGGCAUGGAUCAGGGAGGCUGGAAUAUGGGCCAGGAUGACAGCGCAGUCCACGGAAAACACCUUCCCCCAUCCCCGCGCAGACAGCCCAACAAGAGCAGCAUGAAGGUGUCAAAGAAACCCGCGACAGCUCCUGCUGUGUCCAUCAUCACAUCGACACCCUCAGCCCAGGACGCUGACAUCUUCAUGUCACAUCCUCAUCAACCCAGCUCUGACCUUCACACUCUACCUCUAGGGCGACAACCAGGAGACCGCUUCUCCUACUCGCCCUUACUGUCCCAUAGAGUUACACCUAUGCCACCAUCUUCCAAUCUCUCUCACACCUACAGUUCUCCAGCAUCUGUUUCACACCCAAACUAUUCUCCUGUACCAGCAGGCCGAUCUCGGACCAUCUCGGACCCCCAAGCCAGCACAGAGCUUCCUCAGGCCCAGAACCUGUCUUCCUCCACCAGCGUCCUAAGGAGGAAGGUGCUGUCCAAGGAGACAGUGAGGCACUACCAGGAAAAAGCCCUCCAGAGGCAGGGCAGCAAGGGCCGACAGGAGGGUCAAGGGAACCCGUCAAGGAACAGCCACUCAGCUAUGCAGGUCCCGUGGGAGAAAGAGGUGUCCAAGGAGGGGCUCCUGGAGCUCGGCCUGUGUCUGGGUCAGGCUAAAGGCUCAGGGGCGGCUGUGGUGCAGGAUCAAGGCCUCCUCGAGGAGAUUGAGUCCAUGUGUUGCCUCGGCUCAGUCCUCCACACCAGCCUGCAACUUUCACAGGUUCACUGCAACAACAGUCACCACCAGGUCCAGGGCAAAGCCACAGACGAGUCGUAGGGAUGUCAAAGACCCAGCGUCUGUAAAAUGCCACAGUUUCUACUGAAAUCUAUUCACUGUAGUUCCUCUAUUACAGUUAGCUGCAGUCUCAGAGAGCAUGAUCGGUACUGAACCUUUUACUCUUGAUGCUCAGCUAUCAGGAAAAAAUUGUGAACACAUUUGAUGUCAUACAGGCAGAAACAAACAAAUACUCACAACCUCUAGAGCAGGAAACACGAAGAGAUGAAUAGGUGUCCUCUCAUCUUCCGAUGUUAUUUCUGUGUAAAAUAGAAGUCUAUCAACAAAAGCGAAAACUUCUGCCAGUGUCUGUUUUCUUGCAAUUAAUGUUUUUCUUUAAAAAGACUUGCAGUACAUUCAUUUGCAUUGGAAACACGUUAAAAUAAUGGUACUACAGUGGCGGAUUUUUUCAUUUCCAGUGCAAGAUAGGUGAUUUUCCUCUGAGUGAAUUGGGUACUCUGCUAAAAUGACAAGUUAGGAUUUUAUAAAGUUUCACGUUCAUAAAACAAGUGAAUGAUUUUGUGAACUGAGAGAGCAGCACUUAAAAAACACAAACUUGAGGCCAUAUUUUGAGAUUUUUCUUGUGGUUUUGAGGUACCCUCCAACUUGUUUUAAAUAGAUAUAACUUUAUGAAUUCAAUUACAAAAAAGAAAGACUUGAUCAGAAGAAUACUUUAACAUUGUUUUUACUGCUCAUCAUAGUAUUUCAGUCUGUAAUCAUCUAAAUUUAUGGACAACUGUGUGUUGUUGUUUUUUUCAUCUUGUAACAUAUUUUACCUGAAAGAAAAGACCCAUAAAUUAUUUGGGUCAAAUUUAAGUAGCCAACUAGUAAUGGAGGAAUUUUCAUUUUCUUUUAGAAAAGAUGUGAGUGCUUUGUUAGGAUUAAAAAAGGGAUGAUGUCUUCUCAACACACUGUUAUGUCAGUCUUAGACUUACUGUUCCAAACAUUUUACAGGAUCAAAUUAAAUUUCCACUUGUAGAUUGAGUACUAAAAAUCAUUUGAGCAAAAACAACAAAGUUAGACAGGAUUUUCCAGACACAAAGUCCACUUGGGCCUUUGAAACAAAUUAUACACUGUGUAUUAUACAUGUUUUUUUUAUCACCAUGCCUUAAGUGGACAUGUGAUUUGCUUUUGAUUCUCUGGUGUCUUAAUCUAUAGAUACCAUAACAGGUACUUUGGAAUCAGAAUCUCUGAUACUCUCAGAUCUUAAAUGCAACAGUGAAUAGUUCUUAGACAGCACUGUAUUUCUCUGGAUUAAUAGAAUAGUUAAUAUAUAUGUAUAUGAUGUGCUUUAAGCUGCUGUUUUUAAUUGCAUUCCAGAUAAUGAGAUGUGCAUGUAGAAACCUCUCUCUGUCCUUUCCCUGUGUUCCUCAGGACACUUCUGUCACUCUGAAGAGUGAUCUUAAAAUGCCAGUGUCAGUGUUUCCACCAUCAUCACUCUUCCCCUAAUGUUGUAUCUCCUAAUUUUUUGUCGUUACGUCCUUUCAGCACAUCUAACUUUCACUCUCAACCUCAACAAUAUUUGGAAUGGAUGUGGAAAAGGUGAACUUUAAAGCAUAAGGCCGGUGAUAUUCUGCAUUUUCUUAUUGUCUUAUGAAACAAAGCGUUACUCCCUCUCACGAUGCGUUCAAACUUCUUUCUGGACCAGUCCCCGAGCCCAUUUCUUCCUACUGAAAAUAUCAAGUAGAGCACACACAUAUUGUUUAAUUUUUAGUUUUUAAAACACUUUUAGCAAAUGUUACUCAAACAUGAUUAAAUAAUGCAUUUGUUGGUUUGUGGUCCUUUCGUAUUAUUUGUUCAUAUUAAGAAAGAUAUGCAAUAUCACCAGCUUUAUCACAUAACUCAGUGUGUUUUUCUUUCUGUCUGUCUCUGUCACUCUCUGUCCUUGUAGGUUGGACUCACGCACUGUUAUGUAAUGCAGUGUUGAUGAUUGUACUGUAAUGAAGCAAUACGGUUCUCCUCGGAGAGUAGCUACAUGGAUGUAAUGUGUACAGAGUCCAAAGUAUUUCCAUAACAGACUCUCCUGUGGAGAGAAACGCCGCGUCCAGAAAUUGUGGGUUCCCAUCAUUCUCUGCCACAAACCUAGAGGAAAGAAGAAAGCUUUUUCUUGUGCUUAUGUUGGGAUUAUUACAUUUAUGGUUCGUUGUUCUUAUGAUUUAUGGCAGACGCCAGUCGGUGUGGCAGUUUAAUAGCAGCUAUUUCUCUGCUUUUUGAGUGCUGCUCUGCGUUAACGAUUUGCUCAUAAAGUCUUUGGCGUGCUUCUAAAAGCCCAGGAAUCAGUCCUAGUAAUUCCAAAAAGGAGAGAAAAAAAAAAACAUACUCCAGAACGAACUCUGCACUGGCCUUAUUCAUUGUAAACACUUUAAAAAACGUAUUUACUAUGCAAAUAUUUAAAUUAUCAAAAAAAGGUCAGUUCUCUUUAACAGUUAUGACGUAAAAAUGCACGAUUCUACUUGAAAAAUAAUCACAAUCAAGCUAGUUUCUAGUGGGAGUAAGCCUCGUGUCCCUAAGUAAAAAUAUGAAAGUCUAUUUAACUGUGUGUGAGCUGAGGUGUGUCCAUGAGUGUUACUGACAGAAUGGUGUGUAUGGUGUGCCUUAUACAGCAAGAGUACCACUCAGUAUAAUCAGAACAAGGUAAAGUAUUAUAGAAAGGAGGUGUAUGCAAUGUUUUUAGACCACCUUAAAUCAUUGGACGUUAUGGUAUUUAUAUGAUAAACAGACACAAAACCUGUUUUGGUUUUUAUAAACUGGCCUGAAAUGAACUUGGGUACUAGCAUUGCUUUUAUAGCUGUUUUGUUUUUGAGUUUCGGCUGCAGUCCAGCUGGAGUUACUCAGUGUUUUUCUUUGCUGCGGUGGCCGGUGGGAAUCUUCCUGCCUGUAUUUAAGAGAACAUCUCUGAAUUUCUCUGGGUUAUUUGACUUUUUGUAAAUUAGGUACUUUCCUUGCUUGUACUAAUAAAUGGUUACAUGUAUAGUUUGUGCCCUCUGUUCUUUUCUCUUUAAAAAAAAAACAACCUUGAAGACUCAUUCUGAGCUAACUAUAUUGAAAAACAUUUCUCAGAGGAGUUUCUCUAGUUGAUUUCAUAUUGAUGAAAAAUUAUUUUCAACUGAAUAGACUGUAUUUUUGCUGGCUUGAGUUUAUUUUACAUGGAUAACAUAUGAUUGGUGUUGUAUGUUGUAGAAAAUGAUGACACCUAAUAUUUGAAUGUUUUAGAUUUUAUUUUUGGAAGAAAAAAAUAGAAUAUUAACAAAUGUCCCAUGUAGCCUUUCAUGUUCAGAAGCAUUUGACACCUUCUAAUCAAAAUAAGCACAUGGUACAAUACUAAUUGUUGUAUCUGCAUGUAUGUACCUGUACAUGUUGUAUACUAUGAUUUUGUUAAGUUUAGUGUUACAGAUGUGGUCUCUUCUGUUGGUUUAAAUGUUUAUUUCAGUAUUUAGCUCUUCCAUCAAAUUGAGAAUGAUGGAAAUAACAUUGGCCCUGCCUUGCAUUGGGUGUCGUAAAGUUAAAUGUCAUCUGCCUUGCAUUUUAUGUAGAAGAAAUAAUCUCUACUUUACUGGUUACUGUAAAUCUUAUCCGUAGAGGUUUAUGGGAAGAAAUACUUGAGCGGUCAGCUGCUGUUAAGGGUGAUAUGAAAAGCUUAAGUGUCCCUCUUUUACCGUUUACACUAAUGUUGUACAAGAAUGAAGACAUUGUCAGGGGAUUGGCAUUUCAGUGUCUGCAGGCUUGUGAUAACUAAGCAUACAUGAUUAUCUGCUAACAAUAGAGGGUAAAGUAAUCAGUAAAUAUAUAGUGAGCACAUUUGUCCUGAAAUUACUAAUUUGGAGUGAGUGGGAGGUGACAGAUUAUGUAGCAGCGUUUACUGAGGUAAUAUGGAGUGAGAACACAUGUUCAACUUUACAAAUUAAUUAACAUCACUUCCCCUUAACUACACAUUUAAAAAAAAAAAAUUCAGAGUAGUGAUGACCUUGGGCGCGUUAAAGUAACCAACUUUUUGUAAUGAUAAUUAACUCUAUUGCCAUUUACUGAUUUUCUGAUUCUGUGCACACUUGCAUGUUCUCAUUGCAGAGAAAAUGUCUUAAACACCUGAGGUCAAUCUAAUGUGCUAUUCAUGAGUAACUUGGUACAACUGCACAUAAUGUAUGCACUGUGAACUGAAAAUAAAUUAUACUGUUUCCUGCU